UUAGUUUAGUAAAGUUCCGAAAUUCCAGUGAAGUAAUAAUUACAUUAUUCAAAAAUCCUGGCUGACAAACUCCAGCGAAAGACCUUUUAUUCACAUCAAGAACAGCACUCCAAUCAGAUAUGCAGGCCGAACAUAAUCUUGACGAGCACGCCCAAUGGAAGCAAAUCCAACAAAACACCUUCACACGCUGGACCAAUGAGCAUCUGAAGAGCAUCGGUAGUUCCAUAGAUAAUUUGGAAACGGAUCUAUCCGAUGGCGUGCGCCUGAUUGGCCUCAUCGAGGUGCUGUCGCAGAAGCAACUGCCUCCGCACAAUAAACGCACCACAUUCCGUAGCCAGAAAUUGGAGAACGUAUCGAUUGCCCUGCAAUUUCUGCAGGAUGAGGGCAUUAAAAUUGUUAACAUCGACUCUUCGGAUAUAGUCGACGGCAAGCUGAAGCUAAUAUUGGGCCUCAUAUGGACGCUCAUUCUACACUACUCGAUAUCGAUGCCCGUAUGGGAGGGCGAUGAGGAGAAACCAUCGACGGAAACGGGUCAAACGCCCAAGCAACGCCUGCUGGCUUGGAUACAAAUCAAGAUACCCGGCAUGUCUAUCAAUAAUUUCACCAAAGACUGGACCACGGGCAAGCCGGUGGGCGCUUUGGUGGAUGCCUGCGCCCCUGGCCUGUGCCCCGACUGGGAGCUCUGGGAUCCCGAUAAUUCCGUGCAGAAUGCCACUGAGGCAAUGCAACUGGCUGACGAUUGGCUGGAUGUCCGCCAGCUGAUCAAGCCGGAGGAGCUAGUUGAUCCCAAUGUAGAUGAGCAAUCCGUUAUGACAUACUUGGCCCAAUAUCCAAAUUGCAAGCUGAAGGACGGCGCCCCAUUGCGGCCCAAAUCGGAUCCCAAUAACAUUCCUAUCGUUGUACCCGUGACACCUGUGAUUGAUCCUGAACCCGUUAUCCCGGUAGUGGAGUCUCCCGUCCUUGAAACUGUGCCUGCUGAGGUUUAUCCUGGCAUUGAAUCUGUUCCCGCCGAGGUUUAUCCUGGUAUUGAAUCUGUACCCGCUGAGGUUUAUCCUGGCAUUGAAUCUGUUCCCGCUGAGGUUCAUCCUGGCAGUGAAUUAGAGCCUCCCCAGUUUUAUCCGAGCAUUAGACCCAGUGCUCCUAUGGUUGGUGAAUCUGCCAUAGUAACUGUUGAUACGUUUGCCAUCCCAGAGGCAAAUUAUGUCACGGAAAUCGGAAAGCUUUACGAGGGUGUUAGUUAUUUGUUUACUGGUCAAAUUUUACCGGAGGCACAAGGAUUCGCCAUAAACUUCGUAUAUGACAAUCAGACUCGUGAUGUGGCUCUGCAUAUCAAUCCACGAUUCGGCAAACAAUAUGUGGUGCGGAACACCAGAAUACGUGGCACAUGGGGCCGUGAGGAAAUCCACUCCGUGAUACCUUUUCCUUUGCGGCAGGGCGAAAGGUUCGCUGUUCAAGUGCUCGUCACUCAGAACUGUUACUUGAUAUCGUUUAAUGGCCAUCACGUGGAUCAUUUCAUUCAUCGUCAUCCUUACGACACAGUUCGUUUCCUUGACGUCGAAGGCGACGUGGAGGAUGUGCUCAUACACCGUUCCGAGGUUCGAGGCUAUCCACAUCGUUUUCUUGAAUUGGCGCCUCCACCACACGUACAGUAUGAUAUACAGCCCAUGAUUUACUUUGCCGAUGAUGUGGCUGAAGUGGGACCACUGUGCGAGGCAGAUAGUUUUCUCUUCAGCGGCAGGAUCGAUGCCAAAAGCCAGGAACUCGAGAUUAGCUUCCUAUAUGCGAAUGAAACAAGGGAUGUUCCGCUGCACAUCAAGUUCCAAUUUAAAAAAAAUCAUCUAAUACGUAAUAGCAGAGCACGUAAAUCGUGGAACCGAGAAGAGAUUUCCAGCCCAAUACCCGUGCGCCGAGGCGAAAGAUUUGCCGUUCAAGUGCUUGUGACAAGCGACUGUUAUCUGAUAGCGAUAAAUGGCCAACACUAUGCCCAGUAUGUCCAUCGCAUGCCCUUCGAUGCGGUUGCCGUCAUCGAGGUCAAGGGAGGUGUGCAGGAUGUGCAGAUGCAUCGCAAUACGGUGCGGGACUAUCCACAGGGCACACUUCAAAGGCAAAUCUUGUGAACAUAUUAGUUUAUAGUAGACGCCAUAGUCUCACUGUUUAAAUUUAAUAGGUGGAUUUAUUAAAAUACAAUUUAUAUCUAAUUGUAAAAA
Drosophila novamexicana is the source of this 2207-nucleotide messenger RNA. RefSeq lists its product as uncharacterized. The transcript is spliced from 8 exons. Bases 120 to 2117 code for a protein of 665 amino acids. Gene Ontology annotation, molecular function: carbohydrate binding; actin filament binding. NCBI's taxonomy places the organism in Eukaryota, Metazoa, Arthropoda, Insecta, Diptera, Drosophilidae. The record is from RefSeq and is a predicted model, not a curated record. Gene Ontology annotation, biological process: actin cytoskeleton organization.